This is a messenger RNA of Gadus morhua (Atlantic cod), 7409 nucleotides long. It is a transcript of the gene pxdn, whose product is annotated as peroxidasin. NCBI's taxonomy places the organism in Eukaryota, Metazoa, Chordata, Actinopteri, Gadiformes, Gadidae. Gene Ontology annotation, biological process: response to oxidative stress. Gene Ontology annotation, molecular function: peroxidase activity; heme binding; protein binding. The transcript is spliced from 23 exons. The coding region runs from base 79 to 4518 and encodes 1479 amino acids. The record is from RefSeq and is a predicted model, not a curated record.
GCCCUUACAAUAACCGAGCCGGUUAGUCGGCGAGAGGGGUAGCUGGCGGUGUGUGCUCUGCACAGCUCACUCCCUGCAAUGGCGCUGUGGAUUGGUAAAAUAGUUCCUCCUUUUCUACUCACCAUAACUUUGUUGCUGGUUGCAAAUGGACCGCCGUGUGCACUUUGUUGCCCGAGCCGAUGUUUAUGUUUCCGGACCACGGUGAGGUGUAUGCAUCUACACUUGGAAACUGUGCCAGCCGUUUCACCCCAGACCACCAUUCUUGACUUGAGGUUCAACAAAAUCAAGGACUUGCAACCCGGUUCCUUCAGACGACUCAAGAACCUCAACACACUACUCCUCAACAACAAUCUCAUACGAGGGAUUCCCAGGGGAGCCUUCGAAGACCUGGAAAACCUCAAAUAUCUCUAUUUGUACAAGAAUGAAAUCCAAUCAAUUGACAGACAAGCAUUUAAGGGGCUUGUGGCUCUUGAGCAACUGUACCUGCAUUUCAACAACAUUGAGUCCUUGGAGCCAGAGUCCUUCACCCAAUUGCCAAAGCUGGAACGCCUGUUUUUGCACAACAACAGAAUCACUCACCUGGUCCCAGGGACCUUCACUCACCUUGAGUCCAUGAAAAGACUGCGCCUGGACUCCAACAUGCUGAACUGUGACUGUGAGCUGCUGUGGUUGGCCGACCUGCUGAAGCAGUACUCCGAGUCGGGCAACGCCCAGGCCGCCGCCACCUGCGACCACCCCGGGAGGCUGCAGGGCCGCUCGGUCGCCACGCUCAGCGCCCAGGAGCUCAACUGUGAGGUUCCCAGGAUCACGUCGGAGCCCCGGGACGUGGACGUGACGUCGGGGAACACCGUGUACUUCACCUGCCGGGCUGAGGGGAACCCUAAACCGCAGAUCAUCUGGCUCAGGAACAACAAUGCUCUGAACAUGCGUGACGACAGCCGGCUGAACCUGCUGGAGGACGGCACCCUGAUGAUCCAGGACACCCGGGAGACGGACCAAGGCGUGUACCAGUGCAUGGCCAAGAACGUGGCUGGGGAGGUCAAGACCUCAGAGGUCACCCUCAGAUACUUCGGGGCGCCCUCCCGGCCCAGCUUCGUCAUCCAGCCCCAGAACACGGAGGUGUUGGUGGGGGAGAGCGUGACGCUGGAGUGCAGCGCCACGGGCCAGCCGCAGCCGCGCGUCUCCUGGACCAAGGGGGACCGCACGCCGCUGCCCAGCGACGCGCGCAUCAACAUCACGCCGUCCGGCGGCCUCUUCAUCCAGAACACGGUGCAGGAGGACGGCGGCCAGUACACCUGCUUCGCCUCCAACAACGUGGACACCAUCCACGCCGGCGCACACAUCAUCGUUCAGGCCGUCCCCCAGUUCACCGUCACCCCCCAGGACCAGUCUGCGCUGGAGGGCCACACGGUGGACUUCCCCUGCCAGGCCAGCGGCAACCCGCAGCCCGUCAUCGCCUGGACGCGGGGCAACAGCCCGCUGCCCCAGGACCGCCGGCACCAGGUGCUGUCCAGCGGCACGCUGCGCGUCUCCCGCGUGGCGGCCCACGACGAGGGCCAGUACGAGUGCCAGGCGGUCAGCCCCGUGGGCACCGCCCGGGCCGCCGCGCAGCUCAGCAUCCAGCAGAGGGUAACGCCUGUUUUCACAAAUGCUCCAAGGGACCUGACGGUGGAGUCUGGCCAGGACGCCCAGAUUCCCUGCAGCGCUCAGGGCCAACCUCAGCCCGUCCUCACCUGGAACAAGGAUGGGGUGCAGGUGACAGAGAGCGGCAAGUUCCACAUUAGUCCUGACGGCUUCCUGGAGGUCAAGGACGUGGGCACGGCCGACGCCGGCCGCUACGAGUGCGUGGCGCGCAACCCCAUCGGCUACCAGGCCGUCAGCAUGGUGCUCUCAGUCACAGUACCGGCAGUGAGCAGAGAGGGCGACACUUUCGUCAGCUCCUCCAUAGAGCAGGCCAUUCGCAACGUGGACAGCGCCAUAGAGUCCACGCGGAGACGCCUCUUCGAUGGGCAGCCCCGGACCCCGGGGGAGCUGCUGGCCCUGUUCCGCUACCCGCGGGACCCCUACACGGUGGGGCAGGCCCGGGCCGGGGAGAUCUUCGAGCAGACCCUGCUGCUCAUCCAGAACCACGUCAACCGCGGCCUCAUGGUGGACACCAACGGCACCGCGUUCCGGUACAACGACCUGGUCUCCCCCCACUUCCUGGAGGUGAUCGCCAACCUGUCGGGCUGCACGGCGCACCGGCGCUUCAACAACUGCUCCGACAUCUGCUUCCACCAGAAGUACCGCAGCCACGACGGCACCUGCAACAACCUGCAGCACCCCAUGUGGGGCGCCUCGCUCACCGCCUUCGAGCGGCUGCUCAAGUCGGUGUACGACAACGGCUUCAACCUGCCGCGCGGCGCCAGCGAGCGCGCGCACAACGGCUACCGCCUGCCGCUGCCCCGCCUGGUGUCCACCGCCAUGAUCGGCACGGAGACGGUCACGCCCGACGACCGCUACACGCACAUGCUGAUGCAGUGGGGCCAGUUCCUGGACCACGACAUGGACGCCACCGUGUCGGCCCUCAGCCAGUCGCGCUUCUCCGACGGCCAGCUGUGCACCACGGUGUGCACCAACGACCCGCCCUGCUUCCCAAUCCAGUUCCCGGCCAACGACCAGCGGCAGCUGCGCAGCGGCGCCCGCUGCAUGUUCUUCGUGCGCUCCAGCCCCGUGUGCGGCAGCGGCAUGACCUCGCUGCUCAUGAACAGCGUGUACCCGCGCGAGCAGAUCAACCAGCUCACCGCCUACGUGGACGCCUCCAACGUGUACGGCAACUCCCGCCACGAGUCGGACGAGAUCCGCGACCUGGCCAGCCAGCGGGGGCUGCUGCGGCAGGGCAUCAUCCAGCGCACGGGGAAGCCCCUGCUGCCGUUCGCCACGGGCCAGCGCACCGAGUGCAUGCGGGACGAGAACGAGAGCCCCAUCCCCUGCUUCCUGGCCGGGGACCACCGGGCCAACGAGCAGCUGGGGCUGACGGCCAUGCACACGGUGUGGUUCCGGGAGCACAACCGCGUGGCCACCGAGCUGCUGCGGCUCAACCCCCACUGGGACGGGGACACCAUCUACCACGAGGCCCGCAAGAUCGUGGGCGCCCAGAUGCAGCACAUCACCUACAGCCACUGGCUGCCCAAGGUCCUGGGCGAGGUGGGCAUGAAGCAGAUGGGCCAGUACGUGGGCUACAACCCCAACAUCAACGCCGGCAUCCUCAACUCCUUCGCCACCGCCUCCUUCCGCUUCGGCCACACCCUCAUCAACCCCAUCCUGUACCGGCUGGACCAGGACUUCCAGCCCAUCCCCCAGGGGCACAUCUCCCUGCACCGGGCCUUCUUCUCGCCCUUCCGCAUCGUCAACGAGGGCGGCAUCGACCCGCUCCUGCGCGGCCUCUUCGGCGCGGCGGGCAAGAUGCGCGUGUCCACACAGCUGCUGAACACGGAGCUGACGGAGCGGCUCUUCUCCAUGGCGCACGCCGUGGCGCUGGACCUGGCCGCCAUGAACGUGCAGCGGGGGCGGGACCACGGCAUACCGCCGUACAACGACUACCGCACCUUCUGCAACCUGACGUCGGCGCAGAGCUUCGAGGACCUGCGGAACGAGAUCAAGAACCCCUCGGUGCGGGAGAAGCUGCAGAGGCUGUACGGCACCCCUCUGAACAUAGACCUGUUCCCGGCUCUGAUGGCGGAGGACCUGGUCCCGGGCAGCCGGCUGGGGCCCACCCUCAUGUGUCUGCUGUCGGCCCAGUUCAAACGGCUGAGGGACGGAGACAGGUUCUGGUACGAGAACCCGGGCGUGUUCUCUCCGGCCCAGCUGACCCAGCUGAAGCAGGCGUCGCUGUCCCGCGUGCUGUGCGACAACGGCGACAACAUCACACGCAUCCAGCAGGACGUGUUCUCGGUGGCCGAGCUGCCCCACGGCUACGGCAGCUGCGACGACGUGCCCAAGAUCGACCUGCGCAUGUGGCAGGACUGCUGCGAAGACUGCCGAACCAAGGGCCAGUUCAACGCCCUAUCCUAUCACUUCAGAGGACGCAGGUCAGCUGACCACAGCUACACUGGGGAUAAACCAGACACGAGCGCCCAGGAGACCAGUCCAGAGGAUGGAACCAAAGAAAAUGCUGUGAAUGUCACUUUGACCUCCAAGGCCAGCACUGAACCCACAGCCAACGACUUCCAAGACUUUGUCUCCGACAUGCAGAAGACAAUUACAAGUUUGCGCAAACAGAUUAAAAGACUUGAAGCCCGUCAGAGCAAGACGGACUGCACUGACUCUGAGGGCCGCGCCCGAACAGACGGAGACCGCUGGAGGCAGGAGGCCUGCACCACGUGUGAAUGCAGAGACGCCCAGGUCACAUGCUUCGUGGAGUCCUGCCCGCCAGUGGCGUGCCAGAAGCCCGUCAAACUAAAGGGCGCCUGCUGCCCCGCGUGCCUCCAGAGCGAGGCCGCCACGCCCGAGCAGCGGACGGACAGCCGCCACGCGUAAUACCUCCCGCCCCCCCCAAAACCCAUCCUCUAACCCCCCCCCCCCCCCCCCCCCCCCCCCCAUCCAAACCUCCCACCACCGUCGCCCUCAGGACCUCCCCAGCCACACUCCAGCCCUGCGGUGGUCACCGUGGUGUCAGUUACACUCCCAAUCUCUCACACACACACAUACACAACCAUGCAGAGAACGAGACUCUCCAAGGCAACGCUCAGCCUUGGCCACCCACACCAGCUCCCCCCCCCACCAACCACCCCGGUAUCAGUGUUUUAUAUUAUAUUGUUGUUGUUUUUGUUGUUGUUUUUACACAGAGAAUUUUUGUUUUGUUAUUAUUAUUAUUAUUAUUGUUGUUGUUGUUGUCGCUUUCUCUGAGACCAGCACUCAGCCUGGUGCUUCCCGGCCGUCUCCUCUUCCUCCUCCUCCUCCUCCUCCUCCUCCUCUGCCGGCGAUUUGAAACGGACUGAUAUUCCCGAAGCGGAUGGUGGGAUGCAGAACGGACAGAGCGAGUCUCUUCCUCCAAGUGUGACUAACACACGGUACACGACGGGGAGAGAUGAGUCCAUGGGGGAAGGUGGCGGCCAUUUUGUUGUCUCACAAAUACUUUCUCAGGUUAGAGAUUCCGAAAAAAAAGCUUGGUGCUAUUUUCCUUCCUCUUUAACAAAUGAUUUAGUCACUAAAGACAAAACCUGUAAAGUAUUGGUUUUUUUCUCUUAUUUGUUUGUUACGUUUUUCUUUUAACAGUAUGCAAAGAUACAUAUAUAUACACAUAUGAUAUGCCUCUUUAUGGUAAACAACAAUUGAGAGAAUAUACUUAGGACCUUUUGUAAUUCAAAUUGAACUUUAAUCUGAGGUGCUUUUAUAUAGUUUUAUAAUUGUGUAUUUUCUUCUCCCUUUUUUGCUAAAAAAAAUCUUUGCGUGUGAAGAUAAUGUGAAUCCCUACACGACAAAAAAAAAACUUUGUAAUUAAACAAAAAUGUCUACUGAAUAUAAUUGCCUCUCUCCACAAUGGACAGCUUGUUGGUUCACAUACAUCUGGGAUUUCUGUAUCUGCCGGCCUGUCCCUGAACUUGACUGAGGUUUUGCCAUUUGGCAGUGCCCCCUUCCACCACCUCAUCCACAUAAGCUUCAUGCAAUGUUACUGUGCUAACCUUUUAUCAUGCGACUUUCAAAAAUCUGUUGAAGAUACCAACAAUAAUAUGUUCAACCAUGAUAUUUUUGUGUACCUUUCCGAAAGUCGUUUUUUCUACUUUUUCCUUCACAAUUUCCUGAUAAUGUAAAACUUAUAAUUGAUAAUAGCGUGUGUGUACUUUUUUUAUCCAAGGAAAUAUUUAAAUGUUGUAACAGAAGUCAGGACCUCAACUUAAUUACUACCCUGCCGGUUUUAGUCUGUAAUCACGGCCUUGUGUUUUGUGUUGUGUUGCCUUUUUAGACCACAAUCGAUGCGUAAAUAACAAACUGAAGGACUGUUGCUGAAAACGAUUGUCACCAUUUCCUAUGCUCAUGUUAACCCGCAGUCCUCCUCAGUAUUUGUGCGGAGGCCAUUUUAUGCAUUCCUUUGUCAAGCACUCAUUCAUGACACCGCACCUCGUCUCUGUUCCAAUUGUUUGCUUUCUGUGCUGUUACGGCUGGGUUUAUUGUUGUAUUUUUGUACGCUUGUGUGUGAGCAAUCCCUGAUUUCUGACGGGUGCCAAGCAAAGAAAACACAUCUUUCGAAAUCUUUCGCCGAGUGUUGACUUCUUAUACCCUUUUUUCGAGCCGGAGAAUAAACCAAAGAGGGCUGACGUCAGUUAGGCCAAACUCGCGUGAAGCGCAGGACUAUUUAGCCCUCUGACCCCAAUUCCACAAUAAUGGAAGCCAUAUGAGCAGGCGAAAAGAAAAGGGUUGGCAUGGCUGAGGCUGGGGGAGGGGGGGGGGGGGGGGGCGUGUCAAUCGAAACAGCAGCCUCAGCAGCAUUUAUAUUCUCUGUGACCCGAUUGAGAUUUGACUUUUUUGUUUGUCCUUUCUUACCUCCGUCGACGCAAGCCGCUCACACACCGCUGCUCCGCGUCACCCGAGACACCGCGUUGACCUCGCGCUUACCAUCGCCUUUUGCUCGCUCACUGUAAAAGUAUAACACCCCUCUCAGAGGGCAAGCGGUACGCCAGGGGAUCAGUAUGUGAGGAAUGGAGUGAGGCCAUGCUGGAGAGGUGCUGUCGGACGCUGCAUUGAAGUGUUCGUCUCUCUCUCUCUCUCUCUCUCUCUCUCUCUCUCUCUCUCUCUCUCUCUCUCUCUCUCUCUCUCUCUCUCUGCUCUGCUCUGCUCUGCUCGGGUCAUUCGUUGGAUGACUUUUGUUUCCCCCCUGUCUCCAUAUUUGUGGAUUGUCUCAAAACACACAUUGACCGAAUCUGUGUGUUUGUGUUUAAUGAGUGUGGGGGUGUGUGUGUGUGGGUGUGUGUGUACGUGCGAGCAUGUGUGUUUGUUUAUGGGUGUGCGCAUACGGACAAAAACACUCCCAAGGUUUGCUUGGCCACAGCGCUGGGACCUCUUUUCCUUUGCCUCAUCGUUCGUCAUGUCAAAACGUCAUUCCUUCUAAUUUUGCAGUGUGACUUCCCCCCCCCCCCCCCCCCAGUCUAUGCUCUCAUCUGUUUCUCAUUGACUGCUCUCCAUCUCUUGUGUUUCUGUUUUUUGUUUCCCAACCCAUCGCCAAACUACAGUAACACAACCAUGAAUCAAUGGCGUGCACUGCUCUCCCCGAGACGGAGAGCGUGUUUCCUACACUGUCCCCCUAGACGUGGCUCCUGUAGAUAUAGUUCCUAUCUGACAUUUGUAUUGUACGUUUGCCAAAGAAUUGUUUGCACUGUAAUGUAUGCCUCUCAAUAAUAAUAAUAAUAAGAUUAAUAAACAGACAAAAAGGA